AUGGUGCCGCAGAUAACUGUUUCCAGAGGUCUGGAGACACUACCUGCCCGACCGCCGACACCCCCGCGAGAGAAGACGGUUGACGUUACGAACCAGAAGCAGCUCCUGGCCCGCAAGUCGCUCGGCCCAAGACGGAGCCUCAGCACGCCGCCAGGCUACUCACCCGACUCAUCCGACCUGUCCGAUCCCUCAUCGCGUAGGACCCGAAAGAAGGUUGGGUUUUCGACUCAAGCCGAGUACCGCGACGCUCCGUCCCUGCUUGAGAGUGUCACCAGACAGCCAACGCCAGUCUCGGCCUCUUCGACUGCGAGUCUCCCGAAACCGCUCAAGUCAAUCCUCAAGCCCUCGCCUCCUGCCAUUGCCAACCCGUUGGAUCCGUGCGAGGGUGCCGACGAGGAGACCAGACAUGCCAACAUCGCCACAAUGUUGGAAUCGACGACCAAGCAACUGGCUGGGGCCGAUCGGGCUUCCAAGCUGGACGCUUACAUGAUGCUCGUACGCGCCUUGAAGACGUCAAACAAUCUGCCCGACCGGAUUGCUCUGCAGGACAAAAUGAGCCUGUUCACGCAAUUCAUACAGCGGGAUAUCACAACCAAGAACGCCGCCGGGGACCUCGACAUGUCUUUGAGCAAUCAUGCCUCGACGCUGCUCAUCACCUUCCUAAACUUCCCCGCCAUUGCAUCAACACUUCCCAAUGACUUCGGCGUCUUCAUGAUUGACCACUGCAUUCGGUCGUUUGAGGACGCCACCAUUCCUAAGGAUGUCGUGAGGCACCUUAUGCAAGUCGUUGCCUCGCAAAAUUUCCCUCCAAAGGUCAUGACGGCCGACAGGGUCGGGCGGUUGGUGGCUUCGCUGCACAGGAUUGAGGAGCACCUGACCGGAAAGAGCAUUGUCAUGUCUCGUAUCCUAAUCUACCGCCGGUUGAUCAAGCAAUCAAAGCCUCACAUGACCACCCACUCGGAUUGGCUGCUUGACCUCUUCUCGGAUAUGCUGAGCAGCGUCAAGGAGAUUCGGGCGACGGCCAUCGCCUUGGGUCUUGAGGCGAGUUUCGGCAUUGGCAAAGAGAAACAACUGUCAAGGCGGGUCAUGGAGAUCCUCGACUUGGUGGCCGAGGAGAGGAAGUACAUUGAGUAUUACGUCGAGCGCUUGAAGGCUAUGGCCUUAUCGAAAGACAAGCACGAAUCCUCAGCUGUACCCCAGAUAUGGAGUGUUGUCAUUCUGCUUCUGAGAUGCCCUGUGGACAGGUGGGAGUUCUUCGGUCCUUGGCUUGAGAUUAUUCAGCUAUGCUUCAACAGCGGUGAUCUACAGACAAAGUUCGAGGCCAACUAUGCCUGGAACCGCUUGGUCUACUGUCUACAACUCAAUGAACAAUCUUCGCCCAAGACCAUCGGCGUUGUAUGUCAGCCAUUCCUCACCCAGCUCAAACGGAGGAAAUUGAAUGAAGAGCUGCGCAAGGUGUGCUUUGGGAGUGUAUGCAACCUGUACUACUACGCUUUCCGACCCAAUACCAGCCCGAGUCACACGGACAACUUCUGGGACUCUUGCAUUCCUCAGAUAAUUCAAGCCAUGGUCGCCCCUGAAAUGAACCCAAAAGGUGCAGAACAACCAGUCGCUGGCCCGCCUGACCACACCCACCAAGCCAUCCUAAUCUUGACGAGUCUGUUCAACUCGACAACGCCGAGAAUAUGGAAAGAGGAUCAUAUUGCAGAUUCUCCAAUAGCGAGACCAGACGAGCUGCCGGCUCUGGACCCAAAAUGGGUUCGGCGAAACGCUGCCAAGAUCUUUGCCGUCAUCGAGCCAAUCCUCAUGAAGACUUACUUGGAUAUCAGUAACCCCGGAUCUCCCGUUGCUAAACUGUGGAAGGCCCUGAUUACUGCUGUUGCCUCUGCUGCGAGUAAGGAGAUCAAGGUAUCGACAGAUACAGCCGUGUUCAUGGCACACAUUUUCACCUUUCUCUUCCGUGUCUGGUCCCGAGGCCUCAGCGAGACUGGUGGUGGCGAAGAGGGUUCUCGCAGAUUAUUCGAGGCCACCCGCGUAUUUCUCACAAUGGUAAUUGACUCAGUCGGCCUCCUUCCUUUCACCGAGAAGCAGCUUUCCAUGGGUAAACAAAACACUUUCUUGCCCGUGGCGACGCCUUCUCACCGGCCAGGAAAGGGUCAAGGCGUCACCCGGACGCCUCUACACCAUCUGUUUUCGAUUCUGUCGUCCUUGCCUCCUGGUGCCGAUGACAAUGAGUGGUUAGCAGGACUGCUACGAUCUGUUCUGUCUCCCUUUCUCACCCCCAAGUCUCCUCGAACCAAGGUUGACCUUGUGCAUGAGCUUAUGCAGUCUUUGCCGAUGGAUACUUUGGCGCCAUACGGACCUUGGCUGGUAGUUUCGGAGGUUCUUUCUGAGUCUCUGGAAAGCAGCCAGUUGACCCAUUCUUCCACUGGGUCUGGCAGCCUGCCUCCUGUCGGUCACGAAUACAGAGAGAUCGUUAAGCAUCUCGACAGAGGACUGAGGUCAACACCAAAACUACCGUGGAAGCAUUGGCAAUCGCUAUUCCAGGCUCUAGCCACGCGAGCAAGCGAUGAGACAGGGGCUGCGGGUUGCGCUAUUGCCAUAAUCGAGCCGUUGGCGAAGACGAUACUGGAUAUCAUUGCCAGUGACUCGGAGGCCAAGAACAGCAUCAACCUGUUCCGAUCUGGCAUUGAAUUGAUCUCCAACUCCAGGCAGCCGCGAGAUCGCCACGCCGUGGACGCCGCCCGUCUUCGUCUCUGGGGCACCUCCAUCUCAGGAUCAAGGUCGGCAUCAUUUGACACUUUUGACAAUCUCUACCGACUUAUCGAUCAACUUCUCCAUACCUCAUACAACCACUUCAACGAAUACGAAACCGGUGGAAUCAUUGUUCCCUUGAUUACCGAGGUUGCCGGCUUUCUAACAAGAUGUAACCAACUUUUGGUGUUCAAGACCUUGGUUCACCUGCAGAAUGGCAUCGGUAUCUGGAUCCAGGAUACUGAAGGGCGGUACGGUAGCCGGCAGUCUCCCUCUGUUUCUGAAGCUGUCAAAAUGCUAUGGGAUCGGAUUUGCAAUAUCUUCAUCAAGGCCGAUAACCUGGAACAGGUACAGUUAGAUAUGAUCGAGCCGCUGUUAUGCUCCGCGUUCGAGAGUAAGCAUAGGCACACUGUCAAUACCCUUGCGUCUCUGUGGAAUAGCGCAUUCGACCAAGCCGAGAAGAUCGAAUACCCGGCAAGACUGAAGUCUGUACUCCUCUCAGUACGGUCGUAUGCAUACAUCGUCCUCCCAGGUCUUGAUAUUUCCAGCUAUGGGGCCAGUAGACCGCAGCCGAGCUUUGUUGAAUCCCAGGAUGACCUGGAUGUUCCCUCUACCAAGUCAAGUCGGAGAAACACGCCGCAGUCGGAGAGGCCAUCCUCGUCCCGGCGAUCCAACACUCCAGGAUCUGGGAAGGUGUCAAUCCCAAGCAAACGACGUUUAGAAAGCACACCAGACGUUCCCCGUUCCAAAUCGGCACGCCGAAGCGCAACACCCCGACUGCGACAUGAUAAUUCCCAAAUCCAGUUCGCUGUGAUUGCUUCGUCAUCGCCAAUUGGAAGUCUCGAAUCCCAGGUAUUGACCGAACGCCAAAAAGAAGUCCGAGAAAGACAGCAGCACAACGCUACCCUGUUCCCCAACAUUCGACCUAGUGCUGAUACCAACGAUACGAGGCCUGAGGAACCUCGGGAGUCUUCUGGCGAGGACAGACCGGAGAAGGUGGCAACACCCAAGUCACAUCGCAGUUUUGAGGAUUAUGUGUCAUCAACACCAACUCCGCGACGAGGCCAAGCACCUCUGAUCGAAGACAAUGACCAUGAGAUGACUGAUGAUAUCCCCUCUUCACCUCCUGAUCCCCGCCGGUACCCGCUGGUUCCCGAGCUCAACAAGGCACACUCAAGUAGCAGCAGUGUGUUGGACGAGUACCAGUUCUUGUCCUCGCCACUCUCUGGUUCGCCGCGGCUCGGCCACCGAACAGCCGCCAUCGACCGGAACAUUGCUCCCGAACAUCCACAGGAAUCAUCCGAGGAUGGGGGCAGAGCAGAAACUGAGCCGACCAAGACGGCGCCCGAGGCAGCCGAGGUUUCGGAGGAUGAAGGUGACCGCGCUGAUAUUGAGGACGACGUUCAAGGCCAUCCCAUGGCGCAAGACAAGGUUGAAGAUAUCUUGCCGCCUGCUGUCAAAGAACCAGUCACGCCUCCCCAUGGCCGCGACCUCAAGGUGCAGGAUACACCCAAAUCGGACACUGAGGUCUUCGUCGAUGCUCUUACCAGUCCAGCUCCCCGUACACCACGAGCCCAGCGAGCUCUCGCCAGAGCCUCACAAGCAGCGUCUAUCACGACCACGAAGGCGUCUCAGCCCAAGGAUCGCUCUUUUGACGCUUCCGAUGUUGAUGAGCGCAGUUUACUACGUCUAGUUGUUGAGCUCGAUUCACGUAAAUGCGAGCCUCUUUCAGCAUACACCACAGAAGAGGCUGCCGCAGAGGAGGGCCCAAGUCAGAUCGAGGAAUCCCAAUCUGGGGAGUCCCAGAAUCCCGAGUCUCCAGUCCUCGAUUGUAUCACAGUCAAUACUGGUUCCAGCAGACGCCGAGGCAGGUCGAGGAAGUCCAAAUCUGGGCGAUCGUCCUCACCUGUGAUCCCAUCGACGCCUGCCGACGCUAGCAACUCACAGGAACCCAACAGGCAAACCAAGAAGAAGCGCAAGAGAACUUCUGACAAGUCUCAAGAGCAGGGGUCCCAGGAGUCGCAGGAAUCUAACGGCAAGAAGCGCAGGCACAGUCAAGAGCACGACGUAGACGUGGAGACUGUGCCUGACAGCCAGCUUCUGCCGGUCAACGACAAUGCUUUGGUGGAGCAAUCUCACGUCUCUGACGAAGAGCAACCGACAAGCUUCUCGCAAGAGUCCCCCAUUGAGGGCCAGGAAAAUAACGAAGAAGUGACGACUGAAACCGCCGAUGUGGCUGUUGCCUACAGCCCCAUGGAUGAACGAGAAGCGGUGAACCUACAGAUUGUGCAGGAAGCAUCGCAGAGCGCCGAGGAGGAAGGGGAUGCCCCAGUCGCCGAGCCUGCGAUUGAGAAUGCGGUGGACGAGGAAAUGGAGCCUCGCGUCGAUGAGCCUCACGCCACAGGCGUGGAUGUUGCGGUGAAGGAAAUACACCAGGAAGACGAGGGAGUCGACCAACAGGCUACAGCUGCGCCUGAAACAGCUGAGGAAGCUGUGCUGCCGCAGGCUGCACCUGAGAAGUCGUCGAUGGAGAAGAUCAUGGACGCCUUGAGAGGUGGCUUGGCGGAGCUCCGCUCGGCAGCGCUGUCCAGACAGGAGGUCUAUCAGGUGGAGGACAUGUUCAUGGAUAUCAAGCGAGAACUUUACGAGGCGGAAGCGCGAGGCCGCAGCUAG
Molecule: messenger RNA, 5427 nt
Organism: Neoarthrinium moseri
Lineage: Eukaryota; Fungi; Ascomycota; Sordariomycetes; Amphisphaeriales; Apiosporaceae
Exons: 3
Coding region: 1-5427 (1808 amino acids)
Biological process (GO): telomere maintenance
Cellular component (GO): nucleus
Source: RefSeq, a predicted model, not a curated record